CGCAAAGUGAUUGAUAUCUAUGGCGUUAUUUUUUAAGAAAUCGCUAGAUUAAUAACUACUGAUUUGAUUCAAUGCAAAAUAUCCAAAACAUUAUGACUAUACAAUUUGUAAAUUGUAAUUGUAUCAAUUAAUUCUCCAAGUGUAGAGUUAAAUGUGUAAACAUGAGUUUUUCCAUUGAUGAAGUGAAUUUUCUCGUGUAUCGAUACUUACAGGAGUCCGGAUUCCAUCAUUCAGCUUAUACAUUUGGAAUUGAAUCACAUAUAUCCCAAAGCAAUAUAAAUGGAGCCUUAGUUCCGCCGGCAGCAUUGUUAAAUAUUCUGCAGAAGGGUUUGCAAUAUACCGAAGCCGAAAUAACUAUAGGAGAAGAUGGAACUGAAACACGUCUUACAGAGAGCCUGAGUUUAAUUGAUGCUGUAACUCCAGAUAUUGUUUCCACUCGUCAAAAUGCUCAUAAUGCUCAAAAGCAAGCUAAUAAAGAACCAGGUUCUGGUGGAGAACAAAACGGAGUUGAUGGAACAGCAUGUAGUGCAGCAUCAACUACAGGAGGUACAGUAACACCAAAUGUACCAGAAAAUAUGGAUGUUGAUCAAUCAAUCGAAAUACCAGCAAGCAAGGCGACAGUACUACGAGGACAUGAAUCUGAAGUGUUUAUUUGCGCUUGGAAUCCAAGCACUGAUUUAUUGGCUAGUGGCUCAGGAGAUAGUACUGCUCGAAUAUGGGACAUGUCAGACAAUCCAGCAACUACCCCUAAUCAGCUUAUAUUAAGACAUUGUAUUCAAAAAGGUGGAGCUGAGGUGCCCAGCAAUAAAGAUGUUACCUCAUUGGAUUGGAAUUGUGAUGGUAACUUAUUGGCAACUGGAUCAUAUGAUGGCUAUGCAAGAAUCUGGACAACUGAUGGCACAUUAGCAUCUACCUUGGGACAGCACAAAGGUCCUAUAUUUGCACUUAAGUGGAAUAAGAGGGGAAAUUAUAUCUUAAGUGCAGGGGUUGACAAGACAACAAUUAUAUGGGAUGCAGCAUCAGGCCAAUGCACUCAACAGUUUUCUUUCCAUGCAGCACCAGCUCUUGAUGUUGAUUGGCAAACAAACAACUCAUUUGCUUCAUGUUCAACUGACCAAUGUAUUCAUGUUUGCAGAUUACAUGUUGACAAACCAAUAAAAAGUUUCAAGGGACAUACGAAUGAAGUCAAUGCAAUAAAAUGGGACCCACAAGGACAACUCCUUGCAUCAUGUUCAGAUGACAUGACAUUAAAAAUAUGGUCCAUGAAACAAGACACGUGGGUUCAUGACCUGAAGGCACAUUUGAAAGAAAUAUACACCAUAAAGUGGUCUCCUACUGGUCCUGGAACACAAAAUCCUAAUAUGAAUUUGAUCUUAGCCAGUGCAUCAUUUGAUUCUACGGUGCGCUUAUGGGACGUGGAAAGAGGAGUUUGUAUUCAUACUCUAACUAAACAUACUGAACCAGUUUACAGUGUAGCAUUCUCUCCCGAUGGAAAAUUUUUAGCCAGUGGCUCCUUUGACAAGUGUGUUCACAUUUGGUCUACGCAGACAGGUGGGCUGGUACAUUCUUAUAAGGGGACGGGUGGCAUUUUUGAAGUAUGCUGGAAUUCAAGAGGUACAAAAGUAGGUGCCAGUGCGAGUGAUGGAAGUGUUUUUGUCCUAGAUUUACGCAAAUUGUAAUAUAUUUCUAAUUUAAAUUUUAGCAAUUAGAGUCGAUUAAUUGUGAACUGAUGAUUGUAUUGCUGUACGGUAGAUCCAAAUUCACAAUUGCUAUUGCAAGACAUCAUAAUAUGUAGAGUAUUAAUAAGAAAUACUAUGUAGUAUACUUAAUUAUAGAUAUUAUUUUAAUUAAAGUGUUUUUGUUAUAAAAACUUGAUAUAAAGACGGGAAGAAUUUUUUUUAUUGCUGUAUUAGUUUCGCAAUCAAUAUUGGAAAAGAAUUGAACUCCAAGAAUUUUAUUUUUAUCUCAAUUUAAUAUAAUUUCUAUAUGUAACACUUCUAUUUAGCAUUACAUAAAACAUGUUUAAAGAAGAAAUAGGCCUAUUGUAAUAGGCAUAAGCUUUAGAAAAAUAUGCAACUUAUUCAACUAUAAAACUUUUUAUAUUAUA
Molecule: messenger RNA, 2107 nt
Organism: Danaus plexippus (monarch butterfly)
Lineage: Eukaryota; Metazoa; Arthropoda; Insecta; Lepidoptera; Nymphalidae
Gene: ebi
Product: F-box-like/WD repeat-containing protein TBL1XR1
Exons: 8
Coding region: 162-1679 (505 amino acids)
Biological process (GO): regulation of transcription by RNA polymerase II
Cellular component (GO): histone deacetylase complex
Molecular function (GO): protein binding; transcription corepressor activity
Source: RefSeq, a predicted model, not a curated record